Macrobrachium nipponense is the source of this 1439-nucleotide messenger RNA. RefSeq lists its product as uncharacterized. The record is from RefSeq and is a predicted model, not a curated record. The transcript has 4 exons. Lineage: Eukaryota; Metazoa; Arthropoda; Malacostraca; Decapoda; Palaemonidae. The coding region runs from base 152 to 532 and encodes 126 amino acids.
CUCGAAAAUCACAUGAUUGAUAGGGGCGGUGCGAGGACAUACUCCCUCUUAGUGUUGUACCCUCAUUCGUCAGGUAGAUCGAGCCGUGUAAGUAAGUAACUAGUCCGUCAGAGGUUCCUCGCUUUCUAUCACCCAGGGAAAUUACGCUGAAAUGUCUGGACAACCGCCUUAUCCAAGUGCACCUUACCCUCCUCAGUAUCAGUAUCCCCAGCAACCGUAUCCCCAGCAGCCGUAUCCCCAGCAACCAUAUCCAACACAGUAUUAUCCACAACAACCUCCCAAAGUGGAGGUAGUGGUUCAACAGCGGCCGCCACCAGUCGUGGUUCAAACAGCUCCCAGACCAGUUGUAGUGCAGGAAACAGUCGUCGUGGAUGGAAGACGUCGUGGAGGAAUAGGAAUAGGCGGGGCGUUAGGCGCAGCAGCCGUGGGUGUAGCUGCUGGAAUGGCCGUAGAAGCUGCCAUUGAAGGAAACCAUCACCACCACCACCAUCACCAUCGACGUCAUCACCAUCACCACCACCACGGAUGGUAGAAGCUUUCGUAACCAAAAUGGUUUUGAGUCGAAGUUCCUUCUUCUUCCGGUGUCAAAUUCAUCUUUGAAGAAUUUGUCAUUAUUGGAGUCUUGCCAACAAUUCCAUCAAUAUGGAACCUCUUCUUGUUUCAGAUAACUACCUAUUUCGUUCAGUUUAUCAUAUUUUGUAAAGUGCUUAGUUUACUAGGAAUGAUUUUUGUGUAGGUUUGUGUUUAUAUCAUUGAAAUUGUCUACCAUAGGUAAAAUAGAAGUAUUCAGUCAAAAUUAUAACAACCUCGAUUGUGACAUCUUGAUUUUGCUCAACUCUUGCAAAUAUCAGUCUUGUCUGAAACCUGUAUGAGCAAUACAAGUAAUGUACCCAUUUUUGUCCUGUUUAUGACUUCAAAAUUAGUGGUCAGUUCGGUGAAAUAUCACUAGAUUUAUUCAUAGCUGUUGGUAUUUGGUAAUUUCCUCAUUGGAUUAACUAAAUAUUUGUAAAAAUUCUGCAUAUCUUUUUUCUUGGAGUUAAAGUAAAGACCAAUUUUUUAUGAAACAUCCCAAUAUAUUUAACGUAAUUUGUUCAGUUUUGUAAUUUGUGUAUUCUGUGCUCAUUCAGUUUCAAACUUCAACCUCUCCUGAAUUAAAGAUAGAUCUUUGAAGCAACAGAAGUGAAAUAGUACUAUAGGAUCAUGAGAGGGGAACAAGACGAGUUCCAACAGUCCAUCCAAGGCAACUAGAGCAUGCAACACUCCACGCUCCUCUUAAGAAAGUCCCACCAAAACAGGUAGUACCCCAACAUAGCAAAAGUCACCGAAUUUGUCACCAUACCUCGAGUUGACUUUAAAGUCGCCUGUGUCAGAAAUUUCCUUCAGUUUAAUACUUUAUUGUUUUUAUGAAGCCAAAGGGAGGAACACGCUAUUAUGCCUAA